Messenger RNA from Hermetia illucens (black soldier fly), 12598 nucleotides. RefSeq names its product WD repeat and FYVE domain-containing protein 3 (gene bchs). The coding region runs from base 477 to 10787 and encodes 3436 amino acids. The transcript has 27 exons. The record is from RefSeq and is a predicted model, not a curated record. Gene Ontology annotation, molecular function: protein binding; metal ion binding. Lineage: Eukaryota; Metazoa; Arthropoda; Insecta; Diptera; Stratiomyidae.
CAAAGUCACUUUGCGGACGUCGCAGUUGUGAGGUGUUCCGCGGAGUCAGUUGUGAAAAUUCCAGUAAAAUCACCGAAAAAACGCGUUCAUAUCCACAAUUCGGAUAAAUAAAAACUGGCCGUGUUCGGUGCGAAGGACGAGUGCAUGGAAAAUGUGAAAUUUCAGUGAAUUCCCCAUAGUUUUCCGCAUUUGACCUCCAUUCGUCGCGAUUGUCGCUGUGACCGAAGGGAGGCAAAGAAAAUUUUGUGAAUCGAUCGAUAAUCCUCUUGUCGCGUCGACACACAGGAAAAUUGCUUGGAGUUUUGCAGUUGGUUGUGAACAAGUGGAAAACAAAUGGAGUUUAUGCGUUACACGGGGGCUGAGUAGCAGCAGCGAGAGCCGCGUUUCAGUGGAAUAUGCAAUUUUCUGGCGACUUUUCUGUUCCGCAGUAACAAUCAGAAACUGUAAAUCCAAUCACCGCCUAUACGUGUGCCAAAAUGAAUGUCAUGCGUAAGUUACGUGGUGGAAGCGGAGGAAGCUCCGAAGAUCCCACGGCCGACACAUCACAUACUCAACUCAGUUUGAUGCAUCUGAAGAAAUUAUUCAACGAGUAUACGCAUCCAAAGGAGCCACUCAGCGAAACGGAAAGAGAUAUGAAAUUGUAUAAUAUGCUGCCAUUAUUUUGCAAGGUCUUCAGUACAACACCAGCGUCAGACAUGAGCGAGAAGUUUUGGGAUAUUGUAGCGUUCUGCCAGCAAGUUUCGCGUCUUAUGGUCUCGGAAAUCAGAAAACGAGCAUCAAACCAAAGCACUGAGGCUGCUUCGAUAGCUAUUGUGAAAUUCCUGGAAAUUGAGAAUUGCGAGGAGUCGAGCAGUGGAUGGAUGCUUUUGUCAACAUUAAAUUUGCUAGCCAAUGGGGAUAUUUCGCUCAUACAGGUUAUGACCUCUGCUUCGGUCCCUUCAACGCUCGUCAAAUGCCUGUAUUUAUUCUUCGACCUGCCUGACGUUGAAGAGGAAACUGUCGAUACGACAAGUGAAUUUACGGCAAUUGAACGUCGCACGCUGCUACAGAAAAUAUUUGUUCAGGUUCUAGUCAAAUUAUGCUCAUAUCCGUAUCCGGCGGAAGAACUCGCUCGUAUGGAUGAUCUAACACUGCUAUUCUCUGCUAUUACAUCACAAUGUCCGCCGCAUAAUGUAAUGUGGCGUAAAAGUGCCGCUGAAGUGCUUACCACGCUAUCACGUCAUGGACUCACGGAUCCUGUUGUCAAUUAUAUACACACCAAGGGAUGCAUGGCUCUCUGUGUCGAUAACAUGCAACGUCUACCACAGCUUAAUCCCCUCGAGGUUGUCGAAAUGUUUGUUACUGUUUUCUGUUUCCUGAAAGAUUCUAGUCAAGUGUCACAGAUACUAUUGGAUGAUUUUAAAGCAUCACAAGGAUAUCUCUUCCUAUCCGAUUUCUUAUUAAAACUGGAAACUGAUCGUCAACGAUCGAUCGAGGUGCAAGCAGCUAUUCGUAAUUUAGUUCUUAUGAUCUCAUCGCUCUGCAUGUGUGGCUACACUGAACUGCGACCGACCCAAACUCAAAACAAUACACUUUUCAAAAUGCAAAACUUUCAAAUGCCCCAGGCCUCAUCCCGAGAGACUUGUGUACGAAAUAUUUAUGCGUUUCAAGUGCUGCAAACAGUUUUUCUGAAGUCAACGUCACCAGCAUUGUGUUGUACAAUCCUAGACGCCAUCUCAAGUGUCUAUCACUCCGACAAUGCAAAUUACUUCAUCCUUGACUCUGAAAAUACUUUAAGUCAAUUUACGGAACGCAUUCAUCUGAAAGGACAUCAAAUACAGGAAAAGUUUUUCGAUUUGCUUGAGUUUAUUGUGUUUCAGCUGAACUUUGUACCUUGCAAGGAAUUGAUAUCGCUGUCAAUUCUGCUGAGAGGAAAUCAAUCGACAAAUUGCAGUAUUUUGUGCUUGAAGACGCUACUGAACAUAUUAAGGCAUAAUAAUGUAUUCAAGGACGUGUAUCGGGAGGUUGGCAUCCUCGAGGUGUUCGUCACAUGUCUUAUGCGAUACUCGGAGUAUGUGCGGAAAAUCACGGACGGGAAUGAAAGCGUCGAGUUGGAAUUGCUUGAAGACAAUAAUGACGUUCUGGGCAAGCACGUGUUAGAGGCUUUGACUCUUCUCCUCAGUGGGAACAAUAAUAAUGCGAACGUUUUUCGAGAGAGUGGUGGAGCGAAAUGCAUACACGAUUUAGUAAAAUUCAAACACUGUCGCCCUCAAUCGCUUGGAAUUAUACGAGAACUUAUUCUGUCACAAGGCGGUGAUGACGAUAUGCUCUUCAUCUUGAGUACAAUGCACUCAGUGCCUGCCCAUCAAGUGGAAUUCAAAAUUCAAAUUUUGAAUAUGUUGCUGGGUUGCUUGAAAGAUAGUCAUAGGACGCGUACAGUAUUUCGGAAGGUGGGAGGAUUCGUCUACUUGACAAGUGUUUUCGUGUCACUAGACGGAAAGCUGAACGAUAGCCUGGAUCAAAAUGAGGAAAGUGAAAAUCAAAUAAGUCAAUUCGACUUGAUACUGCUUCUGCAAAUUGUGUGUCAGACAUUGGCAACAGCGAUGAGAUUUGAACCGGCCAACGCCAAGUUUUUCCAUCAAGAGAUUUGCAAUGCAUCUCUUUGUGAGACACUUCGACUUCUAGGAUGUUUUGGGAGCAAGUCAGAACUUCCCAAUUGCGAGGAUGGCCUUAAAACGACAGAAGGAUGGUUGAAAUAUUUCCACGAGAUAUUUGGCGGUGAGAUUUUAAGUCUGAGCUUCUCAGAUGACAUUCCAAAGUCUCUGUCGUACGCUUGUAUAAUAUAUCGUCUGCUCUAUAGCAUCGCAUUAGACAAUUUCGAUAAACCCAAUCUAAAUGGAGUCAUUUCUUUGUUCGCUACACAAAAUCUAAAAUCACCGUCACAGGAAAUGCCUCCAGCUGUACCAAAUUUACUCAAUUUAACUCAACCGACGCCAGAACCGCGAAUAGUUCAUCCAGGUGUUGUGAUUUGCAUGCUACAGCUUCUUCCGUCAGUUUAUCAUACAAUUGAAGUAGAGAAGGCGCUGCAUCUCCAAAUCUAUUUGGCGGAGGUGAUUAAAAGUUUGGUCAGAAGCGAGAGAAAUCAACAAAUCAUGUGCGAUCAUGGCUUGGCUGAUCAUCUUCUGAAAGUUGGACGGACAGCUCUUAGUGAGGAGCAGAAUCCUCUCCACGUACCGUUGCAAUAUAUCCUGGAGAGAUUGGCCGCUCAAGCGUUGCAACCAACUGAGUUACGAGAAUUUCUCCGUUUGGGCAACCCUCUCUCCUGCGAUAAUAUUGAUUUGAGCAAACCGUAUCGCUUAGGAGGUCCGGUGCCUUUGACUCGGAUCAAGACGCUCGUCUCAAUGACGACGCCUCGUGAUUUCCGAGCUCAUGCAUCGAGCACUUUGCCACCUUUUGUUGAAAUGGAUAUGAGUGCGGAAGGUUUUGGUUGUCUCUACCUUCCCAGUCUAGCACCGCAAGCUUCAAAUACAGGUGGAACAAUCGACGCAAACACAAUAGGCGGAAUCGGAGCUGGGGAUCGAAUAUUUCCACCCCAAACCGGACUCACAUAUUCAACCUGGUUUUGUGUGGAGAAAUUUUCAGAUUCAAAAACGGAUCCGCAUUCCGUCCGCUUAUUGACGUUGGUUAGGACAAUAAAUAGUCCACGUGAAGAGAGUUUGGUUUGCCUUACUAUUUUGUUGUCGGCAAGGGAUAAAGCGAUUGUGGUGUCUACCCAGGAAACUUUGGUUACUCCCAAUAUCGGAGAUUGGGAGCCUGAAGGAAAUGAUGAUAACAGUGCGAGAAUUUGGUGUCCUGACCUUCUGCAUGAAGGACAAUGGCAUAACCUUAUCGUUGUUUUGAAUCGAGCCGUUUUGAAAAAUUCUAGUUUUUCCCUAUUCUUGGAUGGACUUCACAUGCACACCCAGAAACUCCAUUACAUAUCACAAAAUCCCGGAGCUGGCUCUGCGAAUUUGACGAUAGCUAAUCAAGUCUACGGAUACAUUGGUACCCCGCCGAUUUGGAGAAGAUAUUCGCGCUUAUAUUGGAAACAAGGCGUUUGUCAUCUUCUUGAGGAUGUCUUGACACAUCAGACAGUUUCAACGAUCUUUUCACUUGGCCCACAUUAUAUGGGCUCGUUACAGGCUCCUCAAAUAGGAAAACAAAGCGAGCCCUUGGCACCACUUGUACCCGAGGAAAGAGUUCUUCUAGGAUUGAAUGCAAAGGCUGUGUCGCAGUUAACUCUAGCAAAGAUACGUAAAGUUUACAGUCGGAUGGAUAAUAAAUCAAUAGCGAAGCAGUUAGGAAUGAAUUCGCAUGAGAAUGCCACCCCUAUCAAGAUUCUUCACAACUCUGCGGGUCAUUUGGCAGGCCCAGGUCGAUCUCUAGGUGGAGUUGUAGUCGGUUAUCUAGGUGUGCGAGUGUUCAGUCCUCAUCCAGUUUCUGCUAUGAUUGAUACUGUCGGUGGAUGCAACGUAUUGCUAGGUAUUAUUGCUAUGGCUCAAGAUGUGGAGAGCCUGUACGCAGGAGUGAAGGCGCUAACUUGCGUUGUGAGAAGUAAUCGAGCCGCGCAAAGUGAAAUGGAUCGAAAACGGAGUUAUCAGACCCUGGCAAUGUUCUUCAAGAAAAAGAAAAAUCUUCUGAAUAGUCAUAUUUUGCAUUUGACAUUCAGUCUAGUAGGGACAGUUAACAGCGGACAGGAGAUGUCGGCUAUUCCGAAUAUUACAGCGUUCCAGGACUUACUUUGUGACCUAGAAAUCUGGCACGGGGCUCCCAACGGUCUUCUCCGUUCACUCUUAGAGCACCUUCUCGAGCUUGCAGUUGAAUCCAAUGAAAAACGAACAAACAUAAAAAUCAUGCGUGAACUUCAACUGAUAACGAAACUGCUGCACAUCAUCACCGAAGUAACCGACCACGCCACUAGAGAAAUUCUUUUUACUUUGAUCGAAACGUUGCUCGGUGGACAACCCAGGCACAGUGAUCUCCUCCUAUUUGGACAAUACAUCGCAGCUAAACUUCCAAAACUCGACAAUUUGGAAAAGGCAUCAAUUGUCCCAGCAAUGAAUGUGGAUGACGUUACAGCUCAGAAUAUAUACCUGCGUAAUCGAUGCUUGUCCCUAUUGCACGGCCUACUUUUUACAUCUCGAAAUACAGUAAAUUAUGUUAUAUGUGAUGACAUUUCUAAGAUCUUAGGAUUCGAUUGGCUGUUGCUCUUCAUGCAACCUCAAGUACAUUUUACGUCGGUGAUCAUAGCAGUGAGAAUACUAGUCGUGAUUUGUGCUAAUGAGAGCUUUCUUCUGAGAUUCCGGGAUAGCACGCACAACGGCGGUUAUUUGAAAUUCACGGAGCUAAUCUCACAGAAGAAAAACAUUUGCUUAGCUUCCACAAAACUAACAUCAUCGACCCAAGCGAAUGGUACUGUCUUGGUCCAACAAAACUCACAGCUUCCUUCACAAAUUGCUGGAGAAGUGAGAACUGCAAUUCUACAUAUUCCUGGCUUCCAGAUGCUCGAAUAUCUUCUGCAGAACCACUUAGACGUUCCGGAGCUAUAUUUUCUCAUAACAGCCUUAAUCAUGGGACAACCAGUGAAAUUGUUGGCAUCGGAACACACGAAAUUCGAUUUGGAUCGUGUUUGGUCGUUCCUGUGGGGCGCACCCGUUUCUCAUGCUUCAGCUUCGGCAGUGGCACCAAAAGUAAACGUCUGUCCCGAAGCUGUAUGUGUUCUUUUGGGAAUGGUACGAGCUAUCGUUCAUUCUACGGAGUCAGUAGAAUGGUUGCAUAAUCACCCGGAGACUAUAAUUCAGGUUCUAUUUUCCCUGUAUCAUAAUCUCCCCGAUUUUAUGCCAGUUAUGAUGUCUGCCGAAGUUAUAAAUUCGUUGGUUGCGAUUCUAUUUCCGAUUCCGAAAGAGCAAGACUCUGAACCUAACAGUGGAGCGUCAACUCCUGAAGACAAAUCUCUAAGUGGCUGCGUUAUAAUCAAUCCUGCGUUACAUCAGGAGGUCCAACUUACAACGCAUUCUGUGAGAAAGUUUGUAAUUGAUUUUCUGCGAGUUAUUGUUGUCGAUUCACUGAGCCUGUCUAUGCACGGUAAAACUACUCCUGUAAUUGAUUUGGUGUUAGAUGCGUCGCCCGAAGCAGCCGAUAUGGCGCUGCAGAUCGAAUUCCAAACAGAAAUAACUACAGCCUUGAUUGAACAUCUGUUAGCCGCGGACGUGUUAGUUGGAGAACAGGCAGCGCUGCCGAUAGUACCGUUGCUACAGUCUCACGUUCAAAAUAUUGCUCCAAACGUGUUUUACUUCACUGCAAGGGUUGUGGAUAAAUUAUGGCAAGGAUGCUUGAGUAAAAACCCGCAUGAUAUUUUCGAUUUCAUAAUAAAGUUGAUUGCUCAAGCGAAGAGGAGGUCAUCGGCUCUUUCUCUUGAACAAUUGCAUCAUUCAUUGAACAGGACUAUUUUGUAUCUCCUCUCUCGCCCCACGGAAUCAAUCACCGAACAAAUGUCUGUUUUGGAGGCUCUACACAAAAUCAUAACACAUCGACUACUUAUUUUCGGAGCUGGCAAUCAUGAACUUGAUUUUAUUGGAUGUCUGACCUACUGCCUUUUACAACUGACAUCAGAUAUGAAAAUCAUCUUAGACACUGGAUCCGGAAGUCGGAGUACUACUUGGCACGUGAAUCCGCAGAAUGAACUCAUCGAAUCCCGAGAUGAUCAUUUGAAUCAACUGCAAGGUCGAAAUUUGAUUGUGAGUGCGUCAUUUCGUGUUUGGGAGGAGCUGUACGUAUGCAAGAAGCCUGCCAUUGAGGAAGUGUUCAAAGCGACUCUCACUACGCCAACAAACAAUUCCAAAGCUCCAGAUUUGAAUGCUACUCGCGAACAGGUUAUGGAACUAGCGUCGAAAUUGUGGUUCAAUUAUGUUGACGCCGAGAGAAAAGCAUCAUAUCGAAUGCCAUGGGAACUGCACAAUCAGAUACAAUCGAAGAUACAGAAGGUAACCGGAGGAUUGACGCGGUUGGCUAGUCGGACUAAAGUUAAGAAAGAUGAAUUGGUUAGAACUAAAUCAUCAAUCAGCAGAUAUCAUGCAUUCGAGGGAACAGCGGUUCAUGUGCAAUUGAUAAGAGAUCUUUGGGAUAUGCGAUGCAAACAGCAUCAUCAGAUGAUUCAACAUACUCAACGAUACGUUUACCAAGACUGGAUACAAUCCGAAAUAGAACUGACUCGAGAACGUGGUCUUUGGGGGCCGGAAAAAGGUUCAACUUUGGAGAAGUGGAUGUUGGAUUCGACUGAAGGGCCUCAUCGGAUGCGUAAAAAGACAAUGCGAAAUGAUCUAUUUUAUCUACAAUAUCCAUAUCGACCAGAAAUUGAUCUCCCAGACAAUCGUCAACUAAAAUAUAAAGUUGCCACAAGCUUUGAUAGUAAAAUCUACUACAUUCAUUGCCAACAACCACCGCGAAUAUUAUGCGAAACGGAAGGUAACCAUUCCGAAAACGGCAAAGUUCUAGCCAAACAUGACAUAAACUCACCUCCGCAAAGUCCAACUGAACCAGCGCAUAGUGAUUCGAUAGAAGGCCCUACACAUGAGGAUCUCGACGAGGAAGAAGAGGACGUAUCGAUGGUUGCAGAUAAUCAAACAUUCCUGAGGCUUCUUGAGGAACAGGAGAAAAUAUCGUACAUGUUCAGAUGCGCACGCAUACAGGGGUUGGAUACAACAGAAGGGCUACUCCUUUUCGGCAAGGAACACUGCUAUAUUGUGGAUGGUUUUACGUUGCUUAAGAACCGGGACAUUCGCGAUAUUGAUACAUUGCCUCCAGGAGCUUAUGACCCGAUUAUACCUAAUGCAGGAGGCGGAACCACUAGGUCGCAGAAAAUGAGACAGUGUUCAAAGUUUUCGUAUGAGGAAAUACGAGAGGUUCAUAAAAGACGAUACCUGCUGCAGCCAAUUGCGUUAGAAGUGUUUUCCGACGAUGGCCGUAAUUAUUUGUUAAGUUUUCCAAGAAAGGUUCGCAAUAAGGUUUAUCAACGAUUCCUAUCCCAUGCAACGGCUAUUGCGGACAAUGCUCAACAAUCAGUCGCAGGACAAAAAAGAACAGCAAGUGUCGAACAAACGUCUGGCAUUUUCAGUAGCUUGAUUGGUGAGACUUCUGUAACACAAAGAUGGGUGCGUGGUGAAAUUUCCAACUUCCAAUAUUUGAUGCAUUUGAACACGCUCGCCGGCCGCUCUUACAACGAUCUCAUGCAAUAUCCUGUAUUUCCAUGGAUAUUGGCCGAUUAUGAUUCACAAGAUUUGGAUUUCACGAAUCCAAAGACAUUCCGUGACUUCUCCAAACCCAUGGGCGCACAGUCCGAUGAGCGCCUAGAACAAUUCCAGAAGCGAUAUAAGGAGUGGGAUGAUCCUCAUGGCGAAACUCCGCCUUACCAUUAUGGAACUCAUUACAGUUCAGCAAUGAUUGUGUGCUCGUAUCUUGUGCGGUUGGAACCCUUUACACAACAUUUCCUUCGUCUGCAAGGCGGUCAUUUCGAUUUGGCCGAUAGAAUGUUUCACAGUAUCAAAGAGGCGUGGCUUUCCGCAUCCAAGUACAAUAUGGCUGAUGUGAAGGAGUUAAUUCCUGAGUUUUUCUAUUUGCCUGAGUUUUUGGUUAAUUCCAAUAAUUUUGAUUUGGGAACAAAACAAAACGGCGAUUCAUUGAAUCAUGUUGUUUUGCCGCCGUGGGCGAAGCAAGAUCCGCGUGAGUUUAUUCGGAUGCAUCGCAGUGCCUUAGAGUGCGAUUAUGUUAGUCAAAAUUUACAUUUGUGGAUAGAUUUGAUAUUCGGCUGUAAGCAACAAGGACCUGGAGCUGUUGAAGCUGUUAAUGUAUUUCAUCAUCUGUUUUACGAAGGAAAUGUUGAUAUUUAUAACAUCGAUGACCCAUUGAAAAAGAACGCCACCAUCGGAUUCAUCAAUAAUUUCGGUCAAAUUCCUAAACAACUCUUCAAAAAACCGCAUCCAUCUAAGAAAAUGACCAACUCACGACAUUCCGUUAUCGAUCCCACACCACUCAUGUCGAACGCAGCUGUUCCACAACCAGAUAAACUCUUUUUCCACAAUCUGGACAAUCUGAAACCCAGCCUGCAACCAAUCAAGGAGCUGAAAGGGCCUGUCGGGCAAAUACUGCAACCCGAUAAAACUGUCUUUGCAGUUGAACAAAAUAAAGUGAUGAUGCCUCCGUCGUAUACUCGUUACAUAGCUUGGGGUUUUGCAGAUCAUUCGUUGCGAAUUGGAAUUUAUGAUUCGGAUCGAGCUUUGUUUGUUUGUGAAGCAGCAGCACAAAAUUCAGGAGAGAUAUUGACUUGUGCGUGUCCGAAUGCAAAGAUGAUUGUGACGGCUGGGACAAGCUCGGUGGUUACUAUCUGGAAAUUUGAUGCGAAUCGGAAGACGUUGUCUGUGAAGCAUUCGUUGCAUGGUCAUACGGAUGCAGUGACUUGUCUGGCAGCUAAUGCUGCGUAUAAUGUCAUCGUUUCGGGGUCGAGAGAUGGAACGGCUAUAGUCUGGGAUAUGUCUCGGUUUACGUUUGUACGUCAGCUACGUGGACAUGUAGGUGUUGUGGCGGCUGUGGCAGUGAAUGAUUUGACGGGUGAUAUCGCAACAUGCUCCGCUACCUGGCUUCAUGUUUGGUCGAUUAAUGGCGACGCAUUGGCAACAGUGAAUACAAGUGUGGGAAGCGCUGACCGGAUGCAGCAAAUUCUGUGCGUAGGAUUUUCGGCGACGAGGGAAUGGGAUCAACAAAAUGUUAUCAUUACAGGAUCUACAGAUGGUGUUGUUCGGAUGUGGUCCCUCGAGUAUGUUCAAGUUCCAAUCGAGCGUAAAUUGAAACGAACACAGGAAGUGACAUCAGUCGAGAAACCAGCAUCACAAGACAGUGAUGAUUCAAAACCAGCUGCAGACAAAUCCAAGAAAUUGGACCUUUUCAAACAAAUGAGCCUAUCCGCGGAGGGAAAUGAUAUUGUAAAGUCAGCAUCUGAGAGUAGCAUAUCCGAAGCAUGUGAUCUAUCUGACAAAUCCUCAUCAAAAUCAAAUGAUUCAGACAAACGUGAUGAAAACACAGCUACAGUGGUGGAAGAUAACAAUGAAAGCCUAAAAGAAAAACGAAAAAAUAGCAUGGCAGGGACCAAAUCAUUACAUGAAAUGAAACAUGUUGUCGAAGAAGAUGCUCGUGCAUUGGAGAAAGCUGGAAGUUUAGUCGAGAAGACAACAACUGAGGACAAAAAAGAACAAGAAAGGACAAUAAGACCAAGCAAAUCAGAUACAAGCUUAACAGAUUCAUUUGUUGUGGUUGACAAUGACUAUAAGAAGCGCAACACCAGCGAAAAUAUACUUCGAAAAGGAUUCAAAUGGCAAAGGCAAUUGGUUUUCCGAUCGAAGCUAACGAUGCAUACUGCAUAUGAUCGGAAAGAUAAUGCCGAACCGGCAAGUAUUACAGCUUUAACUGUUUCAAAAGACCACAAAGUGUUGUACAUAGGUGAUGCCCGCGGUCGGAUUUUCUCUUGGAGUGUGACUGAGCAACCAGGAAGGGGAGUUGCUGACCAUUGGCUUAAGGAUGAAGGAGCUGAUCAAUGUGUUAAAUGUCACGUGAAGUUUACUAUCUAUGAACGUAAGCACCAUUGUCGGAAUUGCGGACAAGUGUUCUGUAACAAAUGCAGUCGGUUCGAAUCGGAAAUUUCUCGUCUUCGUAUCCUGAAACCGGUGCGUGUAUGUCAAGCAUGCUACGGACAACUCCGGCACAAUUCAUCUGAAUCAUAAAUCGUUCAAUCUUUCACGGUUAUUGACUCUCACUACUUAACUUCGUAAUCAUUUAAUUGUUAGACUCACUCUGUCCCGUACAUACGUAGAAGUCAUCGCGACACUGUAGGCAUGUUAUAUCCUUUAGGAGUAACAAAAUAGGCGUAGAAAGUAAACCCAAUUUCGAGAAAAAACAAUAAUUAAAGUGUAAUAAUUACUAAAGGUCAUUGUGGAGGUAACUAAUUAUGCAAUGUCAAAACAAUAAGAAUAGUAUUUAACAGUUUUAGAGGAUAUUUCUAUAUUAUGAAAGAUAUAUUUGAGGUAUUGAACAAAGUGUAAACAAGAAAUUGUAUCUAGAGUUCUAGUUAAGCGUAAAGUGGCGAAAAGAUGUGAAGCAAGUUGUAACGGAAAGAAGAUUAAUUAUGUAUAUGUAUGUAUUUAUCAUUAGGCAGGCAAUGCAAAAGCAGAAAGUGGCAUAUGUAUAAAAGUACACCAUCGUUUAUUAAUCUUGUAAGUAGAGAAAUUGUUUAUGAAUCCUUUAUAUAUUCAACAACAGCAAAAACUCUUAUGAUUAAGUGAAUUUUGUAAUGCUCUCCCCCUCUUGCGUAGGCAGCACGUACACACAAAGUCAGGGCACAUAACCGAACAAAUUGUUUUGGUCCGCAUUUAGAAAUCACGUUUCAUUCAUUAGGGGAGUAUUUUUUCAGUCUGGAGAGUAGUAAAGAAAGGAAACUGUCGAAAAUUCAACAGAAAAUCAAAGCUAAGAUCUUAACAUCAAAAUUUAUUUAGUGACUUUUGUUUUAUGGCCCCAAUUGAAACAUGUGGACUUGGUUAAGCAUUUUCAUGGUCAUCCGAAGUGUAAUGAACAAGUCCCUGCAGAUACAAGAAAAUUUAUUACUCAUCUGCGCUACUCAUUCGGCUGAAAAGAUUUCAUCUAAGGUAAUUUUUUAGUAUUCAAACCUUUUAAGUCAAAUCCUCCCAUUUACCCAAUGAGAAGCACGACUUGAAUCUCUUAAAUAUUGAAAUAAUUCACGAGACAAUGAAGACAGUAACACAUCAAAAUUUUGGAAAUUAACAUUAUGAUAACCAGUAACUUCGGGAAUAAAACAAACUGUUUGGACUAUCUUGGUAAGACUGAAAAAAAGAUGAUAAAAGGAAAGAUGAUAAAAGUAAAAUGCAACUCAAACUCUAUUCUGUUGCGUUGUUGGUGAUUUUUCUGCAAAAAUAAAUAAGCAAAAAGUUGACGUAGUUUAUAAACCAAAUAUUUUAAACUAAAUUUUUUAUUUUGUUGCAUUUAUAUCUUAUUAUUAGUUUUUAUAAAUUAAAUUGUAUUUAAAAAUUACUCUCAAACUAUUGACAUAUUUAUUGUGAUGAAUUUAUUUAUUGGAAAGCUAUAACUGUGUUUACAAUGAUUUUAAUUAGGUGGUUAAUUGGUAGAUUUUAAGAUUAAAGUGCAUAUUUUCACUGUCUCUACUUUACUUAAGCAUUGGUUUUCCCUAGAAAUACAUUGACUGGCUUAGCUUGAAACUAACAUUGAGAUUUCUCUAUAAUUUCAAAAAUUCGCUAAUCGAUCAUAUUUGCAAUAAGGACAGUAUUAAAUUAGUAUACCAGAUUCCUUGUGUUUGUUCACCUGAAAAAUUCCUUCAUCUGUAUUAAUCGUAUCUCCAUACAUGUGUAAUCACCAUCCCGUCUCUCCCAAAAACAAUAUCGUGUACAAUAAUAGCAAUUAAAUUUGAGGAAAUAAAGAAAAAAAUAGAGAGAAAUUAUAAUUAAUAUUUAUAAAGAGUAGGAAAGUGAUUUAAAUGAGAAUAUAUGAUAAUUGGAAGUAUUGA